This is a messenger RNA of Cooperia oncophora, 237 nucleotides long. The record is from the annotation of a GenBank genome assembly. NCBI's taxonomy places the organism in Eukaryota, Metazoa, Nematoda, Chromadorea, Rhabditida, Trichostrongylidae.
AUGAGCACAGAGUGCGGCUUCUCUCUUUACGCAGAACAUCUCGGAGGAAAGCUUGGCGGAACAAGGUCUCCAGUUUGUGACCUGCUGUACGAAAGAGCAAGACCAGCUUGGCAGAAAUUAACAGCACAUGAGAAACAGAUUUGGACCAAUCGUGCAAUGGAAUUAGCUCGACUAGAUCCCAGAAGAAGAUGCUUCGACUUACAGACAAGCAUUCCAAGAAAUGGCGAGUUCAUGUGA